This is a messenger RNA of Zingiber officinale, 2831 nucleotides long. Its product is annotated as putative pentatricopeptide repeat-containing protein At5g52630. The coding region runs from base 266 to 2389 and encodes 707 amino acids. Gene Ontology annotation, biological process: RNA modification. The record is from RefSeq and is a predicted model, not a curated record. NCBI's taxonomy places the organism in Eukaryota, Viridiplantae, Streptophyta, Magnoliopsida, Zingiberales, Zingiberaceae. The transcript has a single exon. Gene Ontology annotation, molecular function: RNA binding; protein binding; zinc ion binding.
CUAGGGUUUAUCCAAAAAGUAAUAUUAAUUUUUGAAAUGUAAUGUCACAGUGAUGUUUAUUUUUGAAAUGCAACAUUGAUUGACGGGAGUAAUGAAAUGAGAAAUAAGUUCGUUCUUUGCGUCUUGUUCUGGAUCAAAAGAAUGUGUUUCAUUAGCUUUUAAUUAUUAUUAUUUUUUCUAGAUAUUUAGUGCUUUUACAUUUGUUUUUGCAUCUAGUUAAAAGGGCUCCGUCUCGUGCUUAACGCCCAGUGCAAGUUGAACCAUUAUGAGAGCAUACUCGACGUCCAUUGACAUUCACCGCUGCAGCAGCAGAUCAUACGGCUCGUUUCUCACCAUCGACCAUCUCACUAACCUCCUCGCCGCUUGCAACCUCACCCGACCCUCGAAUCCAUACCAUGCCCACCAGAUCCACUCCCUCCUCCUCACGUCCAACCUCCUUCCCUCUCCACUCCUCCACGCCCAGCUCAUCGACCUUUACGCCAACUCCGGACAGCUCCACCGCGCCCUCCUCAUCUUCGCCGACGUCCGCCGCCACUCCAGCGUCGUCGCCUGGACGUCCGUGAUCGCCCACAUCUCCCGCUCCCGCCGGCCCCUCGACGCCCUCUCCCUCUUCGCCCAGCUCCACGCCUCCGUCGCCCCCGCUCCCAACUCCCACACCUUCUCCGCCGUCCUUCCCGCCUGCGCCGCCGCCGGCGCAGACCGCUUCGGCAGCCAGGUCCACGCCCUCGCGCUCCGGUACGGCGCCGCGGCAGCCGUCUACGUCGCCAGCGCCUUGACCGACAUGUACGCGAAGUGCGGCCGCGUCGAGGAUUUCCGAAAGGUGUUUGAUGAAAUGGCUGUGAGGAACCUCGUCUCUUGGAACGCGUUGAUUGUGGGGUUCGUCCGCAACAAGCUGUACUGCGACGCGAUGGAGGCUUUUCGCUCGUUGUUGAACGAUGAUGGGUCCUUGACCCCAAAUCAGGUGAGCUUCUCCAGCGUGCUGAACGCGUGCUCAAAUGCGUUCAGCAUCGGCUUCGGGAGAGCGGUGCACGGCCUGGCAGUUAAGCUUACGGUGGAGUCAUCUUUGGCCUAUGUGAGGAACUCGCUCAUUGACAUGUACAACAAAUGUGGGUGCUUGGAAGAAGCUGCAAAGGUGUUCGACAGAUGCUCCGACAGAGAUGUUGUGACUUGGAAUGUUAUGAUGAUGGGUUGGAUCGAAAGUGAUUGCCCCGAAGGUGCUUGUGGUUGUUUCCUACAUAUGAUGCAAGAGGGAGUUUCCCCAGAUGAAACCUCCUUUUCUACCUUACUCCAAGCUUUGGCCAUGCUAGCUUCAUGGGGUCAGGGUGCUGCAGUCCAUUCCUUGAUAGUGAAAACCGGGUGCACCCAAAACCAAUGUGUUGGGAGUUCCUUAAUCACCAUGUAUGCAAAAUGUGGUAGCUUGGAAGAUGCAUAUCGGACCUUUGACGAGGCAAAGGACCAGUUAAAUGUGGUCACUUGGACAUCCAUGAUAACAGCUUUCCAACAAUAUGGGCAUGGAUACAAAGUGAUCAAACUGUUUGAUGAAAUGAUGGAUUUGGGGAUCGAGCCAGACUACAUCACAUUCGUUAGUGUUCUUUCAGCUUGCAGCCACAAUGGGCUUGUCGACCAGGGAUUCAAGUACUUCUACUCCAUGUCUCAGGUCCAUAAAAUGGCACCCGGAAGCGAGCACUAUGCUUGCAUGGUAGACUUGCUUGGACGAGCUGGCCGUUUGGAUGAAGCAACACAAUUCAUUGAUGCAAUGCCAAUACAGCCUGAUUCAUCUGUGUGGGGUGCUUUGCUUGCAGCUUGUAGGAAGUUUAGGAACUUGGAACUCGGUAGCAAAGUGGCACAAAAGCUCUUUAGGAUUGAACCUCAUAACUCUGGCAACUAUGUAUUGCUUUCGAACAUGUAUGCAUCCAAUGGAAUGUUGGAAGAAGCUAAAGAGAUCAGGAGACUAAUGCAAUCCAAUGGGGUGAGGAAGGAGACUGGAUGCAGCUGGAUAGAUGUAUCAAACAAGACGUUUGUUUUCACAGCACAUGACCAAUCACACCAGGCUACAGAGCAGAUAUAUGGGAUGUUAGAGAGGUUGAAGGAGCUGGUGAAGGCCAAAGGGUAUGUGCCUGAUACCCAAUUUGCUGUUAAUAAUGUGGGGGAGCAGAACAAAGAGCAGAAUAUGUGGUAUCAUAGUGAGAGGCUAGCACUUUCAUUUGGGCUAAUAUGCUUACCCCUGAAUGCCCCCAUUCGAAUUAAGAAGAAUCUGAGAACCUGUGGGGAUUGCCACACAGUAAUGAAGCUUGUUUCAGAGAUUUUCAGACGAAAGAUCAUCCUGAGAGAUAUAAAUCGAUUCCACGAGUUUGCCGGUGGUGUGUGUUCUUGCAGGGAUUACUGGUAAAGGUUUGGAAUCAUGGAAAGUACAACUGUAAAUACUUCAGCGGCCAUUAUCUGCUGACCAGUGCACAAGAAAAGAAGAGUUCAUGUUAUUUCAAGCAUUAUUAUAACAUAGUUUAGGAUGGGAGUGCACCAUGAACCAUGUUGGAUUAGAUACUUUUGUGUUCAUAUAACAUUCAAGGAUUUUGAGAUUUUGGUUGAGUUCGACGCUUUUGCUUAUCAUGUUGCUUGUCGAGCGACGGGCAUUGAGGAUUGGUUCUCCAAGGUUGUCAAAUCUAAUUCACUUAAAACAACUAUUGAUAUCGGAUUAAUUCACAACGAACUAUUGAUAAAUUGUGCACUUGUUAAUUUAGAUGUUACUGGAGUAUUUUGUUUGUUUGUUUUUAUGUUAUUCACGAUGUAAUUUGGAACAAUGUAAGAAGGAUAUUUUGUAUGUUUUCAACCCC